Echinops telfairi (small Madagascar hedgehog) is the source of this 2422-nucleotide messenger RNA. It is a transcript of the gene ESRRA, whose product is annotated as estrogen related receptor alpha. The record is from RefSeq and is a predicted model, not a curated record. Gene Ontology annotation, cellular component: nucleus. Gene Ontology annotation, biological process: regulation of DNA-templated transcription. Lineage: Eukaryota; Metazoa; Chordata; Mammalia; Afrosoricida; Tenrecidae. The coding region runs from base 378 to 1679 and encodes 433 amino acids. The transcript is spliced from 6 exons. Gene Ontology annotation, molecular function: zinc ion binding; steroid binding; sequence-specific DNA binding.
GAGUGAAGAGGAGUGUGUCCCCUGGCCUCUGUGCCCCAGUACUCAUACCCAGAGGGAGGAGAGACUAUGGGGGGCCUGUCAAGCAGCUGAGGAAGAUUGAGGGGAGUCCAACUUUGGAAUUGGAGGUGGCCUAGGGUACCUCAGAGGCUCACUCCAGCAGGGAGUUCCCCAGUGGGGGACCGGCUGUCAGUUACUGGCUCUGGAGACUCUGUUUCCAUGGCAACAGCUAGGGGCCCUCCUCCAGGCAGCCCUUCCUUGGACUCUGUCCCCUCUCCCCUCUCGCUUAGCCUGGUAGCCUGGCCCUGGGCCCAGGGUUGGGCAACCGAGUGGCAGGGUGUCUUUCUUCCCCAACCCCCAUCCUCAGGCCUCCCUGGGACAUGCCCGGUAUCUCCCUGCAGGUGACCAGCGCCAUGUCCAGCCAGGUGGUGGGCAUCGAGCCUCUCUACAUCAAGGCGGAACCAGCCAGCCCCGACAGCCCCAAGGGCUCCUCGGAGACCGAGCCUGAGCCCCCAGUGGCCCUAGCCCCGGGGCCAGCUCCCACCCGAUGCCUCCCAGGCCACAAGGAAGAGGAGGAUGGGGAGGGGGCUGGGCCUGGCGAGCAGGGGGGUGGGAAGCUGGUGCUCAGCUCCCUGCCCAAACGCCUUUGCCUGGUCUGUGGGGACGUGGCUUCCGGCUACCAUUAUGGCGUGGCGUCCUGUGAGGCUUGCAAAGCCUUCUUCAAGAGGACCAUCCAGGGGAGCAUCGAGUACAGUUGUCCGGCUUCCAACGAGUGCGAGAUCACCAAGAGGAGACGCAAGGCUUGCCAGGCCUGCCGCUUCACCAAGUGCCUGCGGGUGGGCAUGCUCAAGGAGGGGGUGCGUCUGGACCGUGUCCGGGGCGGACGACAGAAAUACAAGCGGCGGCCAGAGGUGGACCCGCUGCCUUUCUCGGGCCCCUUUCCCACCGGUCCCCUGGCAGUCGCCGGGGGGCCCCGGAAGACCGCUCCUGUGAACGCCCUGGUCUCUCACUUGCUGGUGGUCGAACCAGAGAAGCUCUAUGCCAUGCCAGACCCAGCGGGCCCUGAUGGACACCUGCCGGCCGUGGCCACCCUCUGUGACCUCUUUGACCGAGAGAUCGUGGUCACUAUCAGCUGGGCCAAGAGCAUCCCAGGCUUCUCGUCGCUGUCACUGUCCGACCAGAUGUCCGUGCUGCAGAGUGUGUGGAUGGAGGUGCUCGUGCUGGGGGUGGCCCAGCGCUCGCUGCCCCUGCAGGAUGAGCUGGCCUUCGCCGAGGACCUGGUCCUGGAUGAAGAGGGGGCACGGGCAGCUGGCUUGGGGGAGCUGGGGGCUGCCCUGCUGCAACUGGUGCGGCGACUACAGGCUCUGCGACUUGAGCGUGAGGAAUACGUCCUGCUGAAGGCCCUGGCCCUGGCCAACUCAGACUCAGUGCACAUCGAGGACGCUGAGGCCGUGGAGCAGCUGCGGGAAGCUCUACACGAGGCGCUGCUGGAGUAUGAGGCCAGCCGGGCAGGCCCUGGAGGUGGUGCUGAGCGGCGACGGGCGGGCAGGUUGCUGCUCACACUCCCGCUCCUGCGCCAGACAGCGGGCAAGGUGCUGGCCCACUUCUACGGGGUGAAGCUGGAAGGCAAGGUGCCCAUGCACAAGCUCUUCUUGGAGAUGCUCGAGGCCAUGAUGGACUGAGGCAGGGGGUGGGCACAGGUGGGGUGCUGGCAGGACCCGCCAGCAGGGGUCAGCCCCACGGUGGGGAGGGGGGCCAGUGCUGCAGCCUGCUGGCAGGGCCAGGGCAGUGCCAUCUGCCCCUGGGAGCAUGCCCGUGCCUCCCCUCCCUGGGGAUUGUCAGGAGUUGGGAAGGUGCAUGCCCAGGCUCUGGGCACAGUGCUGCCCCUUGCAAGCCAUAAUGUGCCCCUAGAGCAUAGGGGGCCUUGCGGAAGCCAUAGGGGGCUGCAGGGGGGCGUGAGUGAGGGUGGGCAGAAGCCUGAUCCUCAGCCAUGGAAGCUUUUGCUGCUGCUUAAUCCGACCCUCCCCCUCGGGAGUAGAGGGGGACUUGAAGAGCAAAGGCCCUGCCCCCUUUGCUCCUCUCCUCAUUUGCAGUGGGCAUUAGUGCCCCCCUCCCCCAUGAAGCAAUAACUCCGAGCAGGCUCCUACCCUUGGGCCCCCUGGGGUGGCCAGAGCCCCCUAUCAGCCCCCACCCAGCCUCCGUGGGGUGGUAGGGAGGGCACUGCCUCUAUGCCCUGCAGAGCAAUAACACUAUAUUUAUUUUUGGGUUUGGCCAGGGAGGCACAGGGACUUAGGCAAGCCGGGGCCCAGAGCCUUUGGCUGUACAGAGACUCUAUUUUAAUGUAUAUUUGCUGCAAAAGAGAAACCGCUUUUGGUUUUGAACCUUUAAUGAGAAAAAAAUAUAUAUGCUGUCAAGCUCAAGGACA